This is a messenger RNA of Agrilus planipennis (emerald ash borer), 882 nucleotides long. RefSeq names its product gastrula zinc finger protein XlCGF49.1-like. Gene Ontology annotation, biological process: regulation of transcription by RNA polymerase II. The transcript has 4 exons. Gene Ontology annotation, molecular function: RNA polymerase II cis-regulatory region sequence-specific DNA binding; DNA-binding transcription factor activity. The coding region runs from base 42 to 731 and encodes 229 amino acids. The record is from RefSeq and is a predicted model, not a curated record. NCBI's taxonomy places the organism in Eukaryota, Metazoa, Arthropoda, Insecta, Coleoptera, Buprestidae.
UACUGCAAAAUAUUGCCAUUUGGAUUUUAAUAAGUAAUCUGAUGCGUCAUCAAACAUUGCAUGAUGUCCAAGGUCCCUUGCAAUGUCCAAUUUGCAGCAAAUCUUUCGUCAAAAAAUUUUAUUUGAUCUGUCACGUUCUUAUUCAUUGUGAGGAAAAUCUGUACGAGUGUCAGGUGUGUCAGGAAAAGUUUUCUAGGAAAGACCAUCUCAAACUACAUAUGCGCGUUCAUACAAGACAAAAGCUGUUCAGAUGUGAAACUUGUGGACAAACAUUUACUCAGAAAGAUACUUUAAUGCAUCAUCAAGUAUUACAUACAGGCCAACGUCCUUUUGAAUGUCCCAUUUGCGGCAAAAGUUUCGUCCUAAAAUCAGACUUGCCCAGACACCUUCGCGUCCAUACAGGAGUGUAUAAGUGUCAGUUGUGUCAGGAAAGGUUUUCCAAAAAAGAUCACCUCGAUGAUCAUAUACGUGUUCAUAAAGGAGAAAAGCUGUUCAAGUGUGAAACCUGUGGACAGAGAUUUACUUAUAAAAGUGGUUUGACGAGUCACAAAAUGAUGCAUACGGGCGAACGCCCAUUUAAAUGUCCGACUUGCGGCAAAGGUUUCAUCCGAAAAAUAGACUUAAAUAGGCACGUUCACGUCCAUACCGGACAGUACAAGUGUCAAGUGUGUCAGAAAAGAUUUUCUGUAAAAGUACAUCUUGAUAAACAUAUGGACGUUCACACAGAGUAAUCACGAAUGUAAAAUUCUUUUUUCUAAAGAACACACACCUGCAGUUAAUUAUUACCAUCAGUUUAUAUUCACACAGUUUUAUUUUUUUUUCUUACACGUCGUAAUUUAUUUAAAAAGCAAUAGGUAACUAUUAAGUUAAAUUUAGUUUCAU